Dentiscutata heterogama is the source of this 334-nucleotide messenger RNA. The record is from the annotation of a GenBank genome assembly. Lineage: Eukaryota; Fungi; Glomeromycota; Glomeromycetes; Diversisporales; Gigasporaceae.
GUGCUUUUGUAGUUGUAGGACUUGAUUCUACUUCAAUAAGUUUCAGUGGUGAAGAUAAUCAUUUAGAUUCUUGUAUUCUAAAACUGAAAGUCAGAAAACUUCUGGCCCUAUACAUUGUACAUAUAUUUCCUGAAGAAUUAAAUAGCAAAAUGGCAAACUUUAUUACUAUAACUGCCCCAACAACAUUAGAUGAUGCAAUUUUUUGUGCAAAAAAGGUUGAAGCCAAAGAAUAUUAUGGUAAACAAACAUCACAACAAGCCCUUCAACAAACUGGGAGUGAUAUGGAAACCCUACUAAAAGCAAUAAAUGGAAUGUCAAUCGAUUACCCAAUAUG